Cyphellophora attinorum is the source of this 1761-nucleotide messenger RNA. RefSeq names its product Siderophore iron transporter mirB. The transcript is spliced from 3 exons. Gene Ontology annotation, molecular function: transmembrane transporter activity. The record is from RefSeq and is a predicted model, not a curated record. NCBI's taxonomy places the organism in Eukaryota, Fungi, Ascomycota, Eurotiomycetes, Chaetothyriales, Cyphellophoraceae. Gene Ontology annotation, biological process: transmembrane transport. The coding region runs from base 1 to 1761 and encodes 586 amino acids.
AUGAGGUUCAGCAUACCAGGCUUCAGAGGCGCUGCCAGCCUAACAGAAUCCUCGUAUGCCACAGGCACAGAUGCAGAACACAGAACAUCAGACUCUGCUGACUCAACAGCUGAGCAUGGCGCUCACAACGAGAAGCACACCCACGUCGCCGGCGCCGCUGCCUACGGCGGCUACUCAUCAGACGAAGACUCUCUGGAGAAGAUCGACACCAACGCUGAGCAUGGUGUUCAGACCAUUCAAGCCAUGACCCAAGUCUGGUCCAGACGCGAUCUCUAUGCCGCAUACAUCAUGAUCUGGCUACUUGCCUUCAUCAUGGCCUUCACGAGCGGCGUGGUCAACACCCUGACGCCAUAUGUUACCUCGAACUUCCAGGAGCACUCUCUCACGGCGCUCACUGGUGUCAUCUCAUCGCUUAUCGCGGGCAUCUGGAAGCUGCCGUAUGCGAAGAUCAUGAAUGUCUGGGGCCGCGCACAGGCCCUGACGCUUGGUGUCUCCUUCGUUACACUUGGAUUGAUUAUGAUGGCUGGCUGCAACAACGUCAAGACAUACUGUGCCGCCAUGACAUUCUUCUACGUCGGCCAGCUAUCGAUCGACUUCUCGAUCACGGUCUUCGUCGCCGAUACCUCCCAGCUCCGCAACCGAGGCUUCUUCAUCGCCUACGUCGCCAGCCCAUGGCUCAUCACCACAUGGAUCUAUGGCUACGCCGCCAGCGACAUCGUCAACAACAUCGGCUUCAGAUGGGGCUUCGGCGUCUUCAGCAUCGUGGUCCCAGUAGUCGCCUCACCCUGGGUCGCCCUCCUGUGGCUCCGACAGCGCAAAGCCGUCAAAGCCGGACUCGUCCCUGCGCGCGCAACGGACCUCUUCCUCCUCGCCUUCAACAUCUACUCCUACCAGCCCAACACCUGGCGCUCGCCCCUGAUCAUCAGCUUCAUCAUCAUCGGCUUCUUCCUCAUCUGCGCCUUUGGCCUCUGGGAAGCAAAGUUCGCACCCAUCACCUUCGUUCCCUGGAACCUCCUCAAGAACCGUACCGUCAUAUUCACUUAUAUUAUGGCCUUCACCCUCUACAUUGGCUGGUACGUCUGGGACUCGUACUUCUACAGCCUCAACGUCGUGCUGUUCAACCAGUCCAUCGUCAACGCCACAUACAUCGGGAACAUCUACACCGUCGGCUCAUGCUUCAUCUGCGUCGUCUACGGCUUGUGCCUGCGCUUCAUCAACGGCCGCCUCAAGCUGUACUCGUUCUUCUGGGGCGUGCCCCUCACCAUUCUCGGAGUCGGCUUGAUGAUCCACUUCCGUCAACCGGACGUCAACAUCGGGUAUAUCGUCAUGUGCCAGAUCUUCGUUGCCUUUGGCGGCGGCGUGCUCGUCAUCUCUGAGCAGACUACCCUCAUGGCAGUCUCGAAACAGCGCGAUUUCCCCGCUUUGCUGGCGUGCGAGUCUAUGGUCAUCAGCAUCGGCUCCGCCAUUGGCUCGACGAUCGCGGGCGCGAUGUGGACGGGGAUUUUCCCGGAGAAGUUGGCGCAGAAUCUGCCGGCGGAUGCGCUGCCGGAGCUAGCAAGCAUCUAUGGUGACUUGACUGUGCAGAGCGGGUAUGAAUGGGGCAGUCCGACAAGAAAUGCGAUCAACUUGAGCUAUGGCCAAACUCAGAGGUAUAUGUUGAUUGCGGCAACGAGCUUGUAUGUGGUGACGUGGGUCAGUGUCCUGGGUUGGCAGGAUGUCGAUGUGAGGAAGAUGAAGCAGCGGACUGUUGGGCUGUUCUGA